AUGUUGUGGGUUUGCAUGUUGGGAGUUUGGGUUGUGAUCUCACAUGUUCCACAGGUGCAUAGAGCUUGUGCAGAGGGACAAAUCCUUGACAUGUUAGAUCAUCCUUUUCUUCCCACACUGUAUGAAUCAUUUCAGAAUAUUAGGGAUGUUCAUGGUGAUGCCAUUAAUGCCUUGGCAAAGCAUUGUCACAAUUUGACUGAUGUUGGGUUCAUUGACUGUCUCAAUGUAGAUGAGAUGGCUUUGGGAAAUGUAGAGUCAGUUCGUUUCCUGUCAGUUUCUGGGACCUCAAAUAUGAAGUGGGGUAUGGUUUCUGAUCUCUGGCAUGAGUUGCCUAACUUGGCUGGGUUAGAUGUUUCAAGAACUAACAUUGGUCCAAAUGCUGUUUCAAGAUUGUUAUCCUCAUCGGGGAGCUUGAGGGUUUUGUGUGCCUUGAAUUGUCCUGUUCUCGAAGAAUCUGCUAGUUUUCCUAUUAAUAAAAAUAAAGGUAAGUUGAUACUUGCCCUUUUUACUGAUAUUUUCAAAGGAAUAGAUUUGUUAUUUCUCGAUGCUACAAACAAAGGGAAAAUUGUGUUUUUGGAUUGGAGGAAUUUAAAGAAUAAGGACAAAAACUUGGAUGAAAUCAUGAUUUGGGUUGAGUGGAUCCUUUCCCAUACACUUUUGUGCAUUGCCGAGAGCAAUCAACAGGGUUUGGAUAAUUUCUGGCUCAAGCAGGGUGCAGCACUGCUUCUCAGUUUAAUGCAGAGCUCACAAGAGGAUGUUCAAGAAAGGGCAGCUACAGGACUUGCAACGUUUGUUGUCAUUGACGAUGAAAGUGCCAAUGUAGAUCGUGGACGGGCUGAAGCAGUUAUGCGAGAUGGAGGCAUACGCCUCCUUUUAGACCUAGCAAAAUCAUGGCGGGAAGGUAUUCAAUCAGAGGCUGCAAAGGCUAUAGCAAACUUGUCUGUGAAUACCAAUGUUGCAAAAGCUGUUGCUGAAAAAGGAGGAAUCAAUAUUCUUGCUGGUUUGGCAAGAUCUAUGAAUAGGCUGGUUGCUGAAGAAGCUGCUGGAGGAUUGUGGAAUCUUUCUGUCGAAGAAGAGCACAAGGGUGCCAUCGCUGAAGCUGGAGGAGUAAAGGCCUUAGUUGAUCUUAUAUUCAAAUGGUCCACUGGUGGAGACGGAGUCCUGGAACGAGCAGCUGGUGCAUUAGCAAAUUUGGCAGCCGAUGACAAGUGUAGCAUGGAGGUUGCAGUGGCAGGCGGUGUACAUGCUUUGGUCAUGCUUGCUCGUAAUUGUAAAUUUGAGGGAGUGCAAGAGCAGGCCUUGCAUCACCCCUUCACUGCUCCCAAUCCUGAAGACAUGAAUGAUCUUGUCUUCAUUGACCACACUUUUUGGCAUUAA
Juglans regia (Persian walnut) is the source of this 1377-nucleotide messenger RNA. RefSeq names its product protein ARABIDILLO 1-like. The coding region runs from base 1 to 1377 and encodes 458 amino acids. Gene Ontology annotation, molecular function: protein binding. The record is from RefSeq and is a predicted model, not a curated record. The transcript is spliced from 6 exons. Lineage: Eukaryota; Viridiplantae; Streptophyta; Magnoliopsida; Fagales; Juglandaceae.